This is a messenger RNA of Colletotrichum truncatum, 3813 nucleotides long. Its product is annotated as GTPase activating protein (bud2 cla2). Lineage: Eukaryota; Fungi; Ascomycota; Sordariomycetes; Glomerellales; Glomerellaceae. Gene Ontology annotation, biological process: regulation of GTPase activity. The record is from RefSeq and is a predicted model, not a curated record.
AUGGCACCGACAGGCAUGGAUGGACGAACCUACCAUAACGGUGGUCACAACAGUACGCCGCGCCUAGACUGGCCCCAGAGCCACACCCAGACUUUGUCCGCCGAUUCACCCUCUCGCCGUAUGGAACGCGCUUCGAUUACAAACCUGCGAACAUCCUCCCGCACCAACGCCCAGUCGAACCCCACGAUUCGAGCCGUAACACCGGAAUACCACCACCCUGAAGUCUCACCGGCCGUGUCCACAAGCUCCGUCUUCGACCCGGCUGCCCCUCUGCAUAUGGCACGUGGCUUUGCAUCAACCUCUCCUCAAACUUCUCCCAGAUCUAUACCCGGCGACUUUCAAAGGCGGCAGGGGAUGGUGUUCAACGAUACCUACGGUGGAAACUCGUACGAUAACAGUAGCUCGAGCAGCCCCCCGUUGAGGCAGUCUAGCAGCUUUCGCCCGAGGACACACACUAUGGACGGUGCGCUGAGGCAGCAAUUCCUAAAUGCCACCUCGAGGGAGGGCCGCCCACGUUUAGGAUCUUUCUCUUCUUCCGGGUCACAGCCGCUUUUUGACGAUGCCCGCUCGCCGCCUGCGCCCAUUGAAUCAAUGGGGUUUCCCUCAGUGGUCCCUGCCCGCCAUUCUGAAAUACCUGCGGGUGCCACGACGAGCUUGCGGGAGAAGAAGUCUUCUAGCAAACGAUUAAUCAAGCGUCAUUCUUCCCGACCAACCUCACCUCCAACGACAACACCCUCUGUGGACUCUCUACCCAUUCCUGUCCCAACCGACAACGCGAACAAUAUCCUUCUAUUAAUGAAGAAUCUUUGCGGCCGGAUGAGAGGCGAAAUCGAAUUUCAAACCGAGCCUUCGGGGGCAUGGCAGUCUGGCGUUGCAUACGUUGACGAGGAGAAGGGAUCGUUGAUGUUUGAUUCAGGCAAUGUUGGCCCUUUCCACGUACCUUUGGUAUCCGACUUGCGGGGGUGUCGUAUAUCUCCUGUUGAACUGCCCGAAGGGAAAAGAUGUUUGGAAAUAUCAUGCUGCACCCAACCCCCUGUUGAUCUAACGAUACAUCCACGUCUUGCAGAAGAGCGAGACCUCUGGCUAGCCGCGCUUCUAUGCUGGCAGCAGCUACGACCCCCGAAAGUGAAGCUAUCCAAUGGAAACCGAAGCCCAGCGCACAAUUCACUAAGGCCGGCAGUAAGAAGACGCGGCUCUGAAAACGGUACAGCCAAGACCACGAACGCACUCAUCAAAGUUGGGCAAGUCAGGCUGUGGGACAAGGGGCUGGCAAGUUCGCCAAGGGCUAUCGUCAAAAGACCCUCCACUCGGGACCUAAGAUCACCGACUACUUCGUGGCGGGUGGUGUCUUGCCUACUCCAAGAAAACGGUGAAAUCAGGCUUACCACUAACGAUGGCGAUGCUGUUAUUGCAGUGGUGGAGCUCUCCCAAUUGUCCCGGUGUGCCAUUCAACAGCUUGACAAAUCUGUCCUGGAUGAAGAAUAUUGCAUCGGCAUUUUCCCCCAUUAUUCUUCCAUAUCAACACAACUAUCAAUUUUUCGACCCGUCUACAUUGCGCUAGAAAACCGACUCCUGUUCGAAGUCUGGUUCGUUCUUCUGCGCGCGUUCGCUCUACCAGACAUUUUUUUACUAGACUCACCAUCGGCAGACGGUGCCGUGGAAAUCACGGAUUUGGAUUCCAACCUCCCAGGUGAAGUCUUUAGGAUUGAGAAGACGAUCAACCUGAGGGUAACAGAAGCCAAAUUGAAACCCAAAGUCUCCUCGCCAGAUAUCGGUUUUGUUGACCGACAGCCUAGAGACACAGACCCCCUUGUUGGCAAUUACCUGACUGAGGUAAUCCUGGAUGGGGAGGUGCGGGCUCGGUCCACCAUCAAGAGCGGAACCAAGAAUCCUUUCUGGAGAGAAGACUACCAGUUCUCGGACCUUCCGCUGGCCAUGCCAUUCCUUUCCAUCAUUCUGAAGAGAGUGGAUGGUAACCUUGAAACUUUUAGCCAUCAGUUGCAUGCAUCCUUGGGACUACCAAAGACAGGUAGUCUGAUGGAGGUUCUCUGUGGCUCAGUAGACAUCCCUCUUGACCACGUGGAGCCCGGCAAAGACCUUGAAAGAUGGCUUGACAUUUAUGAUGAACGGCAGCAGGUUAUGGGUACGAUGCUUGUCAAACUCCACCAUGAAGAGCUGGUGGUUCUCCACUCAAAAGAAUACCAGGCGUUAUCGACCCUCCUUCACAGCUUCCCGACCGGUCUUACGGCACAGAUUGCCGACGCACUUCCUGGAAAUCUCCGACGCCUUUCGGAGAUUUUCCUUAAUAUCUUCCAGGUUUCAGGACAUGCUAAUGAGUGGUUACAAACCCUGGUGGAAGAUGAAAUUGAUGGCAUCGGCGGGACCCAAAACCAGAUGAAGAAGUACAGAUUUAGCAGUCGACUGAAAUCCAGCGAGUCCCUGGACUCCCAUACUGGCAGAGAACAGAUUCUGCGCGAUAUGGGCAAGUCACUGGCUGGAGAGGCGAACCUGCUCUUCCGUGGUAAUACCUUGCUGACACAAGCUCUUGAAUUCCACAUGAGGCGUUCAGGCAAAGAGUAUCUGGAGCAAAUGCUGCAAGCAAAGAUAUUUGAGAUCAAUGAGAUGAAUCCCAAUUGCGAGGUCGACCCCAGCAAACUCAAGCCGGGUGAAAAUAUUCAGGAUCAUUGGAAUCGCCUCAUCCAGCUGACCACCGAGGUAUGGCAGUGUAUUUGCAAGGAGCCGACUAAGUGUCCUCCGGAAUUGCGGUCGAUUCUCAAAUACAUUCGGGCUGUUGCCGAGGAUCGCUACGGCGAUUGGCUGCGGACUGUGACCUACACCAGCGUGUCGGGUUUCUUAUUUCUCCGAUUUAUCUGCCCUGCCAUCCUCAGCCCCAAACUCUUUGGCUUGCUGAGGGAUCACCCCAGGCCACGGGCACAGCGAACACUAACCCUUGUCGCCAAAGCACUUCAAGCGCUUGGAAACCUAUCGACAUUUGGUAAGAAGGAAGAAUGGAUGGAGCCAAUGAACAAAUUUCUGGGUUCAAAUCGCCAGUCUGUGAAGGACUACAUCGACACCAUCUGCUCCAUUCCCGUCGAGCGUAACAAAGUCGCCUUGGGUCCGUCUUACUCGACACCGAUUGCGAUCCUCGGACGAUUAUCACCCACGGCUCGGGAGGGGUUUCCUGCGUUGCCUCACCUGAUCGACCACGCCCGCAACUUUGCUGCACUUGUGAAGAUGUGGACUGAGGCCAACCCCAUAGGUAAUGGCGAAAUGUCCAAGCCCACUGGCGGCGAAGACGACAUUCUCAUAUUUAACGAAAUGUGUACUGCAUUGCAAGAUCGUGCAGACUUAUGCUACUCAAAAAUGGAUGGCUCUCUGCAUGAUACGGCAUCGCUUCCCGCUUCCGAAUUCACCGAUGCGUUAGAACACAGCUCGGCAAUGCUCGAAUCUAUGAGCUUCUCGACUUAUCAUAACAACAACUCAGCCACGAACUCUACCACUGCUUCGACAGUCUGGGUUGAGCAAGACAGUCUUGUGCCUCCUGGAUCGGCCGGAAGUGAUGCUGUGGUUGACAGCUCAUCAUCCCGAAGCCGCGAGCAUCGUCGUGGCCGGGAUACAAGCUCGAUGAGGCAGUCGUCUGGGCAUUCGGAUCAUUCGUCAGGGCACUUGGCAACGCUCAAGCGUAAUGGCAGAGCUACGCGUCACAUCCUCUCCGGCAUCAUGAAGCCUUUUGGUCGUAGCGAAUCACCCGACUCAUCGCCAACGAUUUCACGAAGCAAGAAUUUUGAGCGAAACUGGAAUACAGGUUAUUGA